AUUAACAAAUGCAACAGACACACUCACAUUAACGGUUUUUUAUAAAUCCAUUAUCCUGCCCGAUUAAAACAUAAACAUUGCAAAUAACAACAGAAUUAACAAAUAAUUACGGUACACAUAUCCUAAAAAUUAACCUUGUGUAACUGAUACGCUGUAAAGGGGGUAAAUUUUGAUCAUGAUUUUGAAUGGAAGUCAAUGACGGUCUCUGCCGGUUGGGUAUACCAAGAUGGCGGCUCGAACUCUGCGCUGGCUUCACCUCACGCAGUUACAUCAAGCGUUCUAUGCGCAAUCCAGUCAUUUAUAUAGAUCAGUGGUUUUUCCCAACAGCGCUGUAAAUGCUGACGGACGCGUGCGCGCGACUGUAAUCGAUUCGCUGUGACAUGUGACCGCGUAACCCGCUCACAUGAGCUUAAAGUUUGUAAAGUCCACCGAUCCGCAGCCCGCUGCUGAGCGCUGACACACGAGCCAUGGCGAGUGGCGACAGCGGACAGACUGUGGUUCUGAUCACCGGCUGCUCCUCUGGGAUCGGACUGCGAAUCGCCGUGCUGCUGGCCCGAGACGACCGGAAGCGUUACCAUGUUAUUGCCACUAUGAGAGACCUGAGAAAGAAAGACCGGCUGGUUGAGGCGGCGGGCGACGCAUAUGGAAAGACAUUGACGCUUUUGGCUUUGGAUGUGUGUAGUGAUGACUCUGUCAGACAGUGCGUCAACAGCGUGAAGGACCGACACAUUGACGUUCUCAUUAAUAACGCCGGAGUGGGUUUGCUGGGUCCUGUGGAGAGCAUCUCUGUCGAUGAGAUGAAGAAAGUAUUCGACACCAACUUCUUCGGUACCGUGCGCAUGAUAAAAGAGGUCAUGCCGGACAUGAAGAAGAGGCGGGGCGGCCACAUCAUCGUUAUGAGCAGCGUGAUGGGCCUGCAGGGUGUGGUUUUCAAUGACGUCUACACAGCCUCCAAGUUUGCCAUAGAGGGCUUCUGUGAGAGCCUGGCAGUGCAGCUGCUGAAGUUUAAUGUGAAACUGUCUCUGAUAGAGCCGGGACCAGUGCACACAGAGUUUGAGACGAAGAUGAUGGAAGACGUGGCCAAGAUGGAAUAUCCCGGAGCAGAUGAGGAAACGGUCCGAUACUUCAAGGAAGUUUACUUGCCAUCCUGUAUCGAUAUCUUUGGGGCAAUGGGCCAAACCCCUGAGGACAUUGCUAAAUGCACGAAGAAAGUAAUCGAGUCCAGUCGACCCCGCUUCCGCAAUCUGACCAACAGCCUCUACACACCCAUCGUGGCCAUGAAGUACGCCGAUGAGACCGGUGGACUUUCAGUGCACACCUUUUACAAUCUACUGUUUAACUUUGGCUCGCUUAUGCACUUUACCAUGAGCAUCCUUAAGUGCCUGACCUGCAGCUGCCUGCGCAGACGCACCAUUUCUCCUGACUGAAGAGGGAAGCAGUGAAACACACUUCCCUUUAGGCAUUGAUGAUACACUCCUAAAUAUAAAGGUGAUAAAAGAAAAAAUAUAGAUAUAACUUGUGUGCAACAGUUAAAGACUAUUUGUGCAACCAUACAGCUUGAUAUAGCACCUUUUAUUAAACUUUUUUUAAGAGUGUUAUCCUCAGUUCAUCUACAUUUAAAAAUGAGUUACUGUUAGAGAAUGUGACUUUGUUCUAAGUUAUUAUUGUGUGAAUUACAAAACACUGUUGCAUAUGCAAUAAAAAACUGCAACAUGCAAUCAAAUAGUAAAUCAAAUAUUUAGUUUUAACAGGCAAGAUUCAACUUAAAUGUCCGGUGCAUGUGAUGCUUGUGAUGUGACAAACAAUCUCAUAACUGCCUUUGUAUGUACUAAAGAUUUACAAAAGAGGUUUAUUAUAACCUUAAAGGAAUAGUUCACCCAAACAUAAUUAAUGUUUUAUAAAUGACGUCAUGUUAUUUUUUUUAUAUGUGGCUUUUUGGAGCUCGACAAUGUUGAGAACCAUAAUAAGACGAUAACAUGACUGCAUAUCUUUUUGGGAUAUUUGGGUUAACUAUUCUUUCAAAUGACUAUAUGAUGUUUUGUCUGUUUAAAAAUCAGUUUCUUUCCUUUUAUGUUGUUAUUAACUUAAACAUUUAGGUAGUUACAAAGCCAUAUUUGAAAAGAUGUAUUGGUGAUCCUAAAUAAUAAUGUUAUUUGAUCAGAUUGAUCCAACUUGAAAACGUAUAAAAGUGUAGUUAGAAGUUUUGCAUUCGUUUCAUGUCUUGUUUUAUUUAUGGCACUUCCUUUAUCCCAUUUGUACUCAGCUUUAAAUAGAGGAGAGGAUGAGCAACCCAAACACUAAAGCAAUAAAAACAAUGUGAAACUACGUUACUGCUGUGUCCUGAGGCGACACCGGAUACAAUCGAACUUACAAAUGUAACCAGCAGAGAGCAGCAGAGCAUUUUUGGUUCUAACUGCAAUGUUGCCAAGUCCACGGUUUUUCACAUAAUUGGGCUACUUUUAAACCAUUGCCGCAAGUUGUUUUUUUUUUUGUCUACAGGUUGAAGGUUGAAUAUUUUGCUGUCCAUCUUAAUGCAUGAUGAUCUUAUUUGGGGUUUCCCUGGACCACAAAACCAGUCAUAAGUAGCAUGGGUAUAUUUGCAGCACUAGACAAAAAUACAUUGUAUGGGUCAAUAUUAUAGAUUUUUUUUUUUUUGCUUAUAAUCAUUAGUAUAUUAUGUAAAGAUCAUGUUAAAUUAAGUUUUUUUGUACAUUUCCUACCGUAAAUGUAUUCAUUAUUAGUAAUAUGUGUUGCUAAGGACUUCAUUAGCACAACUUUAAAAGUUUUUCUCAAUAUUUUGAUAUUUUUUGCACCCUCAGAUUCCAGAUUUUUAAAUUGUUGUAUCUGUGCCAAAUAUUGUCCUAUCCUAACACACCA
Paramisgurnus dabryanus is the source of this 2877-nucleotide messenger RNA. Its product is annotated as retinol dehydrogenase 8-like. NCBI's taxonomy places the organism in Eukaryota, Metazoa, Chordata, Actinopteri, Cypriniformes, Cobitidae. The record is from RefSeq and is a predicted model, not a curated record. Gene Ontology annotation, molecular function: estradiol 17-beta-dehydrogenase [NAD(P)+] activity; all-trans-retinol dehydrogenase (NAD+) activity. Gene Ontology annotation, cellular component: cytoplasm; cytosol. Gene Ontology annotation, biological process: estrogen biosynthetic process; retinol metabolic process.